AUGGGUGGAUGGAGAGCAAGAGAUUUUCAAUACCAAGCGCAGCUCGACGCGGUCUACGCCAAGACGCGAGCGCUGGAUGACGAGUUUGGACCGGCGCGCCGCGCCGCGAUCACACGUUGCGAGGCGGAUCUCGCGGCAGCGCGUGAGGCUCUCGGUGCCGUUGAACUGGAGGUGAAUGCGCUGCCGCGCUCGGAGCGGGCGGCCGGGCUCGAGGAACUGAAGGCGCACAAGGCGAAGAUUGCGGCACUCGCCGCCGACCUCAAGCGUGCGGUCGUGUCGCUUCCAAGGGACGAGCUGCUCGGGCGAGACGACCCGGAAGAGGCGGCCACGUUGCGUGGCGAGAGAGAGGAGGCGCACGCGCGGCUCCUCGCGACGCACGACCGCACGCGCGCGGGCACGAGGAAGCUGCGCGACGCAGCUCGUACUGUGGCGGAGACCGAGGAGAUUGGCGCUGCCAUCAUGGGCGACUUGGCCGCACAACGGCAGACGCUGAUGCACUCCUCGGGCGUAUUGCGCGCCACAGCGGAGCGGCUCGACCGGUCGCGCAAACUGGUGGCCGCGAUUGGCCGGCGCGCUUGGCAGAGCCGCAUGAUAAUGCGGGUGAUGAUUGCGAUGCUGGCAGUCCUCGUGCUGCUCCUCCUGUACUUCAUGAUGGCGACGUAG
Messenger RNA from Emiliania huxleyi CCMP1516, 663 nucleotides. It is a transcript of the gene VTI1-2, whose product is annotated as vesicle transport through interaction with t-snares. Bases 1 to 663 code for a protein of 220 amino acids. Gene Ontology annotation, cellular component: late endosome membrane; SNARE complex; ER to Golgi transport vesicle membrane. The transcript has a single exon. Gene Ontology annotation, molecular function: SNARE binding; SNAP receptor activity. Gene Ontology annotation, biological process: vesicle-mediated transport; vesicle fusion; intracellular protein transport. Lineage: Eukaryota; Haptophyta; Isochrysidales; Noelaerhabdaceae. The record is from RefSeq and is a predicted model, not a curated record.